CGAUCGUAGACAGACCAUGCCGUCGCCCACGCCGGAAGAGAUGAAUCAAGCCACGCAAAGACUCCUGUUGCAGGAAAACACGCAGCAAAAGGAGACGAUUGAAGUCCUCAAACGCGAGCUCUGCUCUUCACACGACCGCGUCGCCAAUCUCGAAUCCACGGCGGCGCAUCUGCGAGCGCGCCUGGCCCAAGUGCACCAAAGUCGCUUCUUCGUCACGGACCUCCCACGCGAUGAGGACGACGGGUUGUACCAAGCUGCGCGAACGAUGGCCGGGCAGGAUCUACAGGAUGACGAGCUGUACGAAGCUGCACGCGCAAUGAACGCCCGGGACCUGCGGCGUGCAGAAAUCACGCUUCUGCGUCAGGCCGUCGAGGCCAGCAAGGCCGAGCUUGAGAAGUGGAAGAAUGAGGCAGCGAGGGCCGGCGCGGAGACUGUCAGUCGGAGCUGGCAGGCGAGCGUGGACGAGGCUGUACGCAGGGAGCGCGAGAAGGAUGCAUGGGCCAUUCGACACAUGCAGAGGGAACUUGAGGUGUUGAGGAAAUCUCAGGGCUAGAUCCGGAGACAGAUCUAGCCGUGCGCUCGGGGUCGUGGUGGAAGUGGCAAUGGCAGUCGUUUGGUCUUCUUCGCUUGUACUCUAACACACAGAUUUAGCCGU
Molecule: messenger RNA, 655 nt
Organism: Neohortaea acidophila
Lineage: Eukaryota; Fungi; Ascomycota; Dothideomycetes; Mycosphaerellales; Teratosphaeriaceae
Exons: 1
Coding region: 17-553 (178 amino acids)
Source: RefSeq, a predicted model, not a curated record